Psammomys obesus (fat sand rat) is the source of this 6546-nucleotide messenger RNA. RefSeq names its product leucine rich repeat containing 58 (gene Lrrc58). Gene Ontology annotation, molecular function: protein binding. The transcript is spliced from 4 exons. Bases 79 to 1179 code for a protein of 366 amino acids. NCBI's taxonomy places the organism in Eukaryota, Metazoa, Chordata, Mammalia, Rodentia, Muridae. The record is from RefSeq and is a predicted model, not a curated record.
UCCGGGCCGCGCCGCCUCCCCUCGCCUCGCGUCGCCUCUCCUCCUCGCCUCUCCCCGCCUCGGGUCGAUCCGGCGGCCAUGGAGGAGGCCGCGAUCGGGGAGGCCGAGCUCAACUGGUCCCGCCUCAGCGUGUCGGCCGAGGCGCUGGAGUCGGAGCUGGAGGCGCGCGCCGAGGAGCGGCGCGGCGCGCGGGAGGCGCUGCAGCGCCUGCUGCUGCCCUACAACCGCCUGACGUCGCUGCCGCGGGCGCUGGCGAGCGGCUUCCCGCACCUCCAGCUCCUGGACGUGAGCGGCAACUCGCUCACGGCCCUGGGGCCCGAGCUGCUGGGGCUGAGCGGCCUGCGCACCCUGCUGGCCAGGAACAACCGCCUCGGCGGCCCCGGCUCGCUGCCCAAGGGCCUGGCCCGCUCGCCGCUCUGCCGCAGCCUCCAGGUGCUCAACCUCAGCGGCAACUGCUUCCAGGAGGUCCCCCCCUCGCUGCUGGAGCUGCGCGCCCUGCAGACCCUCAGCCUGGGCGGCAACCAGCUGCAGAGCAUCCCCGCCGAGAUCGAGAACCUGCGGAGUUUAGAAUGUUUAUACCUUGGAGGAAACUUCAUUAAAGAAAUCCCACCAGAAUUAGCAAAUCUCCCUUCUCUGAAUUACUUGGUGUUGUGUGACAACAAAAUCCAAAGUGUACCUCCUCAGCUUUCACAGUUGCAUUCACUUCGUUCCCUCAGUCUCCACAAUAACUUGCUGACAUACCUGCCCCGAGAGAUCCUCAACCUUAUUCAUCUGGAAGAGUUGAGUUUGCGGGGAAAUCCACUGGUUGUGCGUUUUGUUAGAGAUUUAACCUAUGACCCUCCAACUCUUCUGGAAUUGGCUGCAAGGACCAUUAAGAUCCGAAGUAUUUCUUACACUCCCUAUGAUCUUCCUGGGAAUCUUCUUAGGUACUUGGGUUCAGCCAGCAACUGCCCAAAUCCAAAGUGUGGUGGAGUCUAUUUUGACUGCUGUGUCAGACAAAUUAAGUUUGUGGACUUCUGUGGGAAGUAUCGCCUCCCCCUCAUGCACUAUUUGUGUUCUCCAGAAUGCUCUUCCCCCUGCAGCUCUGCCUCACACAGCUCCACAUCACAGAGUGAGUCUGACUCAGAAGAUGAAGCCAGUGUUGCUGCACACAGAAUGCAGAAAGUUCUUCUUGGCUGAACAGCAGUAGUGUUGAAAAAUACUAAAACUGAGCAAAGAUGAGUGAAAAGGAAAAUGGAGCUUGAGGUUGAUUGGAAGCCUUGGUGUUUUCAUCUUGAAUGUCUAUGUGAGAGUUGUGACGGUUUGAAAGGUUUUGCACUCAAUCCACGCAUUCAACAGGAAUGAGUCCAGUUCCAUGUUUAGGUUCUUUGAAUAUAAAUUAUUCUGAAUGUCGUUUCAAAAUUCAGCUGAUUGGUCACAAUUUUCACCUAAGUCUUUGAAGAAAUACUACCAGAAUACUCCUUCUGAAGAAUAGUCAUAUAAUCAGCCAGACAUGGUGUCACCGGGGACAGCUGAGUUGAGUGAAGUAAGAGGUCAUCACAGUUGCGUUACCAGGGUUGUCCUGGCUUAUGUGCAACACUAUACCAUAACUAAAAUGAGCCUUUCCUGUGUUAGCCCUGCACUUUCUGACCACCUGACUGGACAGUAAGGACUCCAACUUUACAAUGGAAUGUUUAAACCAGUUCUUGUUCUGUGUGAUUGUUACAACUUUAUACAAUCUAGCAGUGAUGUGUUAUAGUGCCUUAAUGCUAGCAAGAAUAUAGACACGUAUUCUAGAAAUGAUUUCAGAGCAACCUACAACCUGACACUAUGCAAAGCACUUGGAAAUAUGCAUUAACCAACUAGGUAAACAACCUGAGCUCUGUGGGCCUGGAACUCAGAGAUACACCUGCCUUCUCACUCCCUCCUUAGUGCUGACAUUACAGGUGUGUGCUACUGCCUGCCUCUGUGGCCAUCUUAGCCUCAUUUUUGUUAACUGCAAAGAUCUCUUCUAAGCUUUUACAGUUAAUGGGAGGCUACCGUCUAUUCACCAAAAGACAGAAUAAUAGUUUUGACAGAAAAAUCUCGAUGAGAAAUAAUCUAAAAAUAGCAGCUUUACAACAAUGGGCUAAAUGUGGAAAAGUUGAAUAUAUUGUGCACAUCUCCAGGCCAGCACUAGGGAGGUAGAGGCAGAAGAUCAAGAGUUCAAAGUUAACCUAGGCUCCAUAGUAGAUUUGAGGCCAGCCUGGGCUACAUACAUGAAAACUUGUCUCAAAGUGGGAGCGGUGGAUUUUAACCUCCUUUGUACCAGUUUACUAAACCAAAACUCCUACAUGUUAAAAACUACCACUAAAUACACAUGACAAUGAAGAGAGUCAGCAGAGCCCACUACAUUCAUCCACAGGAGAGUAGUUCAUAGAACAGUGAACACCAAAAAUGUAUUGAGAAAACAUUAAAUAUGCUUAUCCUUAAAGUGCAGGAGAAAAAUGCUAACAAAUUAUUGUCAUUGGAAAUCAACAGAUUAACUAUUGAUUAUGUAAUACAUAUUAAAACUAUAUGCUAACAUUAGAAAAUGUAUAACUUACUAUUGAUGAUAAACCAACCUAUAAUAACAUGAAGGCUAGUUGGUAGGUAGUAAAAAAUAGUUUCAGAUUGCACUAGGGCAUCAGGUAAUCGCUUAAAGAGUGCUUUAUUAGAAGCCAACUGUAUUCUAAGAAUAUUUGCAUGUUUUUGUAUAAUUUUUAUUUUAGUAGAUUAUAUUAGUAGAUUAUAGGGUAAUUCAGGGUUUGUAUGUGUGUUUGUGUUACGUCAUGAAACACGAGAGUUUCGUGGCUGCAGUUGUGAAACGCUGCUAUAGUGAGUCCCCUUACCUUUUCCUCGGAAUAGUGUAGUAAGAUUAGUAUUUUUUCUUUUUUCUUUUUUUUUUUGAUUUAGAAAUGUUCUUGCUGUGUUUAUAGAAGUGAUGUUUCUACUGCUAAUGUACUUGUGUGAUAAAAGUUAUAGUCGUAUUUCACCAAGCAAGCAACUAUAAGCUGCACACUGCAGGGAAAGGAAAAGCAGAGGUGGCUUGCAGAUGCUUUGUAAUUAAAUCGCUUUAGUUAAACAACACUGAGUGUUUUCAUGGAAAAUGCUCAAAUUGAUGGGACCCUAUUCUUCUGGAUUAAAUACUUCUACUGUCUUGAUUGACAGUCAUCUUGACUAAGUAAUAGCUUAAGUAGCCUUUUAGGAAUUUCCUGUAAAUAGCCGUGUAAAUAGAGCAUUUUACCAUUUCUAGCCUCCUAGAAAGAGGGUAUAUUUCCUCUUUCAUGGAUGUAAAUAUUUCAGCCAGAGAUGUUUCUAACCUGUGCCAUAUAGAUGUAUCCUGUGAUGUUCUUUCAACAAAGUGUUUCUUGUGGUUCUUUAUAUGUGUAGGUGAAGUCUGUGAGCCAUGUGCCAGUGCAGUGUGGGGUAGGGAUGCUGAGGAUAGACCCAGGGCCUAGUGCGCGCUGAGCGAGCCAUAGUCAACGCCUGGCACCAGCCGCUUUUAAUGAACUCUGCAUUGUUAGCUGCUUUAUAUUUUGUUAAAACCCAUCUUUGGCCUUAAGUUUUACAAAAACUGCCAGUGAUUUCUAAAAUUUUUCUUGUUUCUUUGUCAUAUUUUUCCUUUCUUUAAACUAAUGAUUAGACAUCAACUUCGUGAGAUAGGAAUUAGCCAUCCAGAAAUAAGAUGGUCAUCUUCUGAAGUGAGCAGACUACAUUUUAAACCCUAAUUUGUCUCACCAGUUGUGAGUCGCAUGUUUAUCUAGCCAGUGAACUAGAGUUUCAGAGUUAGCAAGGUCUAAUUGUCAUAAUAGUUAUUUUAUUCUCUGAGACAGGGCCUGGCUGUGUAGCCCAGGCUAGCCGUGAACUUGCUAUAUAGCCUAGUCUGGCUUGCUUGUGAUGAUGCUCUUGCCUCAGCUUCCCAACUGCUGGGAUUACCAUGUAUCAUACUCAAUAUUUUACUUAAAAAUGUGCCAAAGGUGCCUCUUGGUCUAAAAAAUCUUGAUAUUUAAAUUUUGUUACCAAUAUUAAAAAUAGGCAUGAAUUGUAAAUUGUCCUUGAUAUAUAAGAAAUUCUGGGGUGAUGUAAAUAGAAAAGGCAACCCUUACUGCAGCAUGCUGCUGCAGUAUUCUAACAGACACUGUAAAUAGUGGGUUGAACUGAAGUAUCUAGAAAAGGCUGUUUGCUGGAAUAUUAACUGAAACAAGUCUUUAAAACUCACAAAAAACAGGGAAAGAAAAGUCAUAGGUACCCAGGGAAGUCCCUGAGCCAAUGAAGCCCUGUAGAAUAAUGAUGAAUUGUUUUACAAUUGACUUAUCAAGUGGCCUGCUACUACUGUCUAAAAACCUUGCCACUAAAUUUUUUUAUCAUUGUUAUUAUUAGUUACUCUAUUGGUUCCUGCUGCCAGAAGGCUGUUCAUAUCCCUCCUCAUAAAGGAGAGCCAGCAAGCUGUAGGCUUUCUUCUAGCCUAGCUCUUCCGCAGUCAGAAAGUCGCUCCUCAUUGACCUGAAGGCUAAAGCAGGUAGCCUGGGUUAGUGUUUACCUUUUCGUUGUUUUUUUAAACUGCAAAUCAAGUAUUUAGUAGUAGCUAUUUACAUAUAAAACACAUGUUUAUUCUCUUAAGUUUCCAUGUAAGUGCUUGUAGGUAACGACUUUACCAGUAAACAUAUAUGUAAGAUUAUUUAGCUGCUUUUAGUUUUUAAAGUGCCUAUUUUUUAUCUAAAUGAUUUGCCUCUCAUCUAAAAGUAGAGAUUUUAUUGUAAGUAUUGUUUUUCAUUUAGUCCAAAAUAUUGAGUUUUUAACUUAGACUAAGCAUGUAACACAGUGAAGGGUACUGUGUAGGCUUUUAGGCACCAUGACCUAAAACACAUAGUCCUUUUCCAGCGCUUAAAAAGAAGUGUUUGUUUAGCCUUCACUAGCUGUGUAUUAGGCAUAUAAUGUUAUGUAGCAUUAACUCAAUGAUAUGUGGUUUUAUAUUUUCAUCAUCGUGUGAUCUUUUUAAUAGCAUAGUAGAUAGCAAUGUCCUUUGUGGUCUGAAAGUGCCUGCAUCUUCCAUUUAACCCAAAGCAUGGGAAAGAAAGUAUCAUAUGAUAAAUUAUCAGUAAUAGCUGUGUGAUCUUCUGCACUUGACUCAAAGGGAAAGACUGGGCCUGAGAGGUUCCUUUUUCCAUAGCAGGGCUCACUGUGUGUGUGUGUGGGGGGGGGGGGGUAAUCUGGGGAGGGACUCCGAAGUAUACUGUGCCAGGAGAUCAGAGCCCUCCAGAAUCAAGGGUUGGUUGAGCCCACCACCAAUACCCUGCCUCCAGUUGAAAGGUGUAUCUUUUGUAGAGUGUUUUAUUAAGCACUUUGUGCUAUGACAGAGGAAAACAGAAGUUCCACCGUCCUAAGAAAACAUUGUCACUCUGAAGUCUAGCAUGUUUCGGCACCAGUUUUCCUCUAGGUUGAAAGUGGGUGUUUUAAUAUGUAAAGCUUCCAUUCCUCUUAUAUUUUUCAUGAUCUAUAUUUACUAAGGAUUGAAUUAAGAAGCAUUCCACUGACUCACAAAGUUGAGUACUUAGGUGAUCUUUACAGGUGCUGCUGGUCUUUUCCUUAGCAUCAGUCAGCCUCGAUGAUUGAUAUAAUGUUCGGGUUCGUAUGUAUGUAUUAAAUCUAGUAGCUUAAUGAAGGUUAUUUGCAUGCAGAAAACUAUCUGCAUUCAACAGAACAUACUUUCUUUAUUCUUUUGGCCAUGAAUAAAUUGAAUAAAAUUGUGUCUUUCAAAACUCUAGCUGAGGGGAAGCUAGGAUGAGUUGGCAUUGCUCUUUCUGGCAUUGGAGCCAUAACCAAGUUGGUGCUGUGUAUAGGGAAGGUUAAGAGUCACUGUUCACAGUUUACAUAGUCAGCACUGGUAUUCCUGAGAACAGUGUUAAACCGCUAGUCACUUUUCUAACAGGCAUGUCUGGACUUGUGUUAAGGUUUGUUGCAUUCUGAGCCCACUUUGUGUUUGUGAGAAACGAAAACAUAAUGGGAAAAGCUUUUUAAAUAACCAGUGUUAGCUUUUCAUAACAUUAGGGGCUUCACGUACCAUCAAAAGAUGCUGAAAAGAUGUUACCUUUACUUUGGUCAAAUGUAUGCUCUGACUUCUUAAUUUUCUGUCCUUAAAGUCUUGUGUAUUAGAAAUAGCUGUUUAAGUAUAUACAUAAUUAAAAUGUAACUCAAAUAUAAUUACCCAGUAGAGUUUGUUUCUGUCAAAGAGAUAGUCCUAUUGUAUCAAAUGUAUGUUACUUUAUAAUGGCUAAUGUUUUUAAAAGAAUGUUUAAGCUAUUUAAAUUCUUGUGCCUCCUCCCCCAAAGGACAUUUAAAAAUAUCGUAUAUUAACUUUAUAUACCUUCUUCAUAAAUUUUGCCUUAAACAUUGUGCCUUGUUUUAUUAGAAUCCAAUUCUGGUUUUCGUAACAGCAUUUUAUUCUAAACAUACAUUUACUUUAAAAAAUCUUUAUAAUGCCUGUGUUUGGUAUAUCACUGCUUAUCUGUUUAUUGAAUUUAUUGAAUACACAACUCCAAAAAUUAA